AUGGCGUCCGCUCGGACACCCUAUGUCUGCCUCAACUGCAGGUUGACGGGUCCUCUUCUUCGCCGGCCCUUUUCCGUCUCUGCCCGUCGCCGCGAUACUCUUCGACCCGCGACCGCUCCGAAGCCCACUCCCGACGUCAAGCACAUUCGCCAGAAUGCCGAGCUUUACUCUAAGAAUUCCGUCGAACGGAACUAUCCCUCGCAUGCGGAUUUUCCCUUCCAGAUCCAGCGACUGUCUGAGGAGACUCGCCAGCUAGAUAAUGACCUCAAAACACCCCGAUCCCGCGUCAAGCAGCUCGAGAAGGCCAUUGCGCAACUCGCGCGUCAGGAAGGGAAAACCGAUGACAACGAGAAAGAACUGGCGGCUCUCCGGUCAGAGGCUCAGCAACUGAAAGACCAGUCACAGGCCAUGACCACUCGCAAAACCGCCUGCUCCGACGAAAUCAAUCGCUUGGCUUUAUCCCUCCCCAACCUCUCCUCCGCUGACACCCCCGUCGGCCACGAUGCUCAACUCGUCGAGUACAUCAACUUCGACCCUCAAUCGCCGCCGUCGUGGGUCACCCACCCAAACCCCAGCACUCGCUCGCACGUCGCUAUCGGUACCUCCCUCGGCCUCCUCGACUUCACCAGCUCCGCCACCACCACCGGCUGGGGCUGGUACUUCCUCACCAACGAGGGUGCGCUGCUCGAACAGGCCCUGAUUCAAUACGCCCUCAGCGUCGCCCGCGCGCACGGCUGGAAGCCCGUCUCCCCACCCUCCAUCGUCUACUCCUACAUCGCCGAGGCCUGCGGCUUCCAGCCGCGCGACCAACACAACGAGCAACAGAUCUGGUCCAUCGCGCAGUCCGGCAAGGACAAAUCGAAACCCACGCGCUCCCUCGCUGCUACCGCCGAAAUCCCGCUCGCCGCCAUGUACGCCGGCCGCGAUAUCGACGCCGCCGACCUUCCCGUCAAACUCGUCGGUCCUAGCCGCUGCUACCGCGCCGAGGCCGGCUCCCGCGGCGUGGACACGAAGGGUUUGUACCGCGUGCACGAAUUCACCAAAGUCGAAAUGUUCGGCUGGGCCGAUACCUCGUCUUCGUCUCCCUCCACCACCCCUACCUCAGACGACCUCUUCCACGAGCUCCUCGCCAUCCAAACCCAAAUCCUCACCUCCCUCGGUCUCCCCUGCCGCGUCCUCGAAAUGCCCACCACCGACCUCGGCGCCAGCGCCAGCCGCAAACGCGACAUCGAAGCCCUCUUCCCGUCCCGUCUGCGCGCCUCGCCGUCGGAUCCCGCCUCCGCGCUCGAAUCCGCCUGGGGCGAGGUCACCUCCGCGUCUAUCUGCACGGACUACCAGAGCCGACGACUCGGGACGCGCGCCCGCGGCGGUAAAGUCAAGGAGUCGCGGUUCCCGCAUACGGUGAAUGGCACGGCCAUGGCGGUGCCGAGGGUGUUGGCUGCUAUCUUGGAGAAUGGGUGGGAUGAGGAGCGUAAGGUUGUGGUUGUGCCGGAGAUGUUGAGGAAUUAUAUGGGUGGGUUGGAGGUGAUUGGGGAGCAGAAGUAA
Aspergillus melleus is the source of this 1545-nucleotide messenger RNA. Its product is annotated as putative serine--tRNA ligase DIA4. The coding region runs from base 1 to 1545 and encodes 514 amino acids. NCBI's taxonomy places the organism in Eukaryota, Fungi, Ascomycota, Eurotiomycetes, Eurotiales, Aspergillaceae. The transcript has a single exon. Gene Ontology annotation, biological process: mitochondrial seryl-tRNA aminoacylation. Gene Ontology annotation, cellular component: mitochondrion. Gene Ontology annotation, molecular function: serine-tRNA ligase activity; tRNA binding; ATP binding. The record is from RefSeq and is a predicted model, not a curated record.